Musca domestica (house fly) is the source of this 1630-nucleotide messenger RNA. Its product is annotated as zinc finger protein 277. The record is from RefSeq and is a predicted model, not a curated record. The transcript has a single exon. Bases 85 to 1560 code for a protein of 491 amino acids. Lineage: Eukaryota; Metazoa; Arthropoda; Insecta; Diptera; Muscidae.
UUCCCCAUCUUCGUAAGUUGGCCUUUUUGUUUUGAUUCUUCAUCUUUAUCUCCAUCUGUCUCAUCUCCAAUUUUUCUUUGAGAGAUGCCAUAUCGGCGUAUUUCCCUCUAUAUUGUCCAACACGCAGUUCCAAUCUCCACGCAGUUCCAAUUUCCACAGAAUUACAGAAUGAUGGAGACCCAAAUAGAAGCUGCAACAAAGAGUGAAAUUUUGCCUGGCUUGACCUUUCAAACAACACCAAAAACAGAAGAGCAGAAUGACCAACCUGUGCCUUGUGUCAAAUGUGAAAAGAUCUUCAAAUUUCCCACAUCCCAGGAUGACUAUUUGGCGCAUUUGUUUCUUGCUCAUCGCCUGGUCAUAGCUGAUGUAUCUGAUAUUGCCUUGCUCGAGGAUUAUUUAAAGUUUUGGCGUAAGGAAUUUGAAGAUCAUCCACUGGAAGAAUAUUGUACAACCAUGCUGCUGGAUCAGCUGCCAGAUGGAACACCAGCAAAGAAUGAAAAAUAUUAUCUGUUAAGUGAUGUAUUGCCCAAAGAUUUUGAGCUGAGGGCGAACCUAAAGAAGCAAAGACUUGAGAAGGCAUUGGCCCAACAUCAAUUUGAAUUGACGGACCGAACUUUCAGUCGGGAAUGUCUGUACUGCCGGGAUGUAAUUACAGGUCUGCGAUCAUCGUUUUUAGAACAUCUCUUUACAAAGCACUUUCUACAAUUGGGUAAACCUGAAAAUCUUAUAUACAUUGAUGAACUUUUGGCCAAGGUCCAACACAAUUUGGAGAAUCUCAUAUGUCUUUACUGUGAGAAGGUAUUCAAGGAUCGGGUAACCCUCAAGGAGCACAUGCGUAAAAAGGCCCACAAGAGAAUUAACCCCGGCAAUAAAUCCUAUGACAAAUACUUUUUGGAAAAUUACAAAAUACCCGAUACUACGACGAGUCAUCAGCCAAAGAGAGCACAGAAGAAACAUAGAGGCAGAGAACACCACCAACAACAAAGAACUUCCAUCAAUGAAAAUUCUCGAGCAUCUUCCCAGCAGGAGAUCGAAAGUGUUGAUUUUGAGCGUUUUGCCCAUCACGGCGAAGACUCGGAUUCCGAUUGGUCAGAUUGGAAUGGAGAUGGCGGUGUCCAACCCAUAACAUGUCUUUAUUGUCCUCAACAGCUUGGCGAUUUUUCAAUAUUUAAAAGCCACCUAAACGAGGCACAUGGUGUUGAUUUUGAUCAAUUGUUAAGGGGUCUAAAUUUUUAUCAGAAAAUUAAAAUUGUUAACUAUGUGCGACGUCAAAUUUGUCUAUUGCGAUGUGUUACCUGUGAUCAACGUUUCGACAGCAACGAUGCCCUGUUGCAGCAUUUCGAAGAAGAGCAACAUUUUGGCGUGGGGACACGUAAACAAUGGGACAAACCUGAAUACUUUUUCCCCACCUAUGAAGAUGAUGGACUGCUGUGUACGCUGGAUGAUAAUCCCAACGAUGAUAUGGAUGAAACAGUGGUGCGUAUAAUAUCCGAGGAUCCUGUAGCGCAAAUCAAUAAGGAUGCCGAGAAAUUAUCCUUGGAAAAUUUUAAUUUUUUGUAAAAUAAAUAAAUUUAUGAUAGAGCAAUAUUUUCUAUAGAUUUAAUAAAGUAAAAGGAAAAUAAGGAAAGCA